Molecule: messenger RNA, 168 nt
Organism: Anisakis simplex (herring worm)
Lineage: Eukaryota; Metazoa; Nematoda; Chromadorea; Rhabditida; Anisakidae
Source: the annotation of a GenBank genome assembly
AUGAAUCGAAAUGCGGAAUGGAGUGAAAACUCGAAACGAAUCGGUUUAUUGGGUCGUAAAAUUGGUAUGUUACCGCAGUGGUUGAACGAUGGAACGCGUGUGCUGUGCACAUUGAUUGAAUUCAAAGACAAUUCGGUGGUGUCGGCAGUUGAUCCUGACACGUGGUAU